This is a messenger RNA of Pocillopora meandrina, 2604 nucleotides long. NCBI's taxonomy places the organism in Eukaryota, Metazoa, Cnidaria, Anthozoa, Scleractinia, Pocilloporidae. The record is from the annotation of a GenBank genome assembly.
AUGACGUUCCGUCUCGAGUUUCAAUUCGGUUUUCAUUUAGUGGAAGAUGCUCUUGCCCAACGGCAGUUCCUACGGAUCGUUGAUGAUUAUCCAAGUUUAUACGCCGGUCCACACGUUCGAAACGCAAUCAGAAGGUAUGCUCAGCUCCUUUCAUACACAUUACUAAACAUGGAAUUCGUGAGAAGACCAAUCGAAUACAAUCAAUUAUUUUGUCAUGAAAUCUACCGCUUUGCUAUUUUCCCAGCGACAAGAAGCGCCCUUGCCUUAACUAUUUCCUUUUCCUUUAGAUAUGAACUUUUCUGGCUGCCUUUGCUGGCUCAGUAUGCCACUCGUACAGAGAAAUGGUUCAUUGCUUUGAACAUUGCAGCACCACUUGACAUCGCCUGGGUGUGGCAUGUGCACAUGCUGUCCCCUGUCAGUUACCAAAGGGACUGUAAUGAAAUUGUCGCCACUUUGGUGGAUCAUAAGAUACUAGUCGGUGAGCAACGGUAUGAAGGGCUUGUAAAGGCCCUAUGGGAAAAGCUGUAUCCUGAAGAACCUUUUGAAGUAGACCUGACGGCCCCUGUUUGCGACGCGCCAGAUUUCCAAUCAAGAAUUGAGUAUGACAUCGAGGCUGCUUGUGCUCGACAGAGGGUUUUUAAUUAUCAGGCGUCCUUACCUCAUUUUGCGGAUAAGAGAUUUUUGACCAAAGCAGUGGAGAGGUAUAAAUUACAUCUUUACCUGAAGCAGCAAAAUCCAGAGACGUUUUUUGUACCGUGCUAUGACUCUGACCUUAUUUGGCACGCACAUCAGCUUAAUCCAUUAAUCUACACAAGAGACACCACGAAAAUCCUAGGUAAAGUAUUCAACCACAAUGAUUCGGUGAACGAUCGAAAGCCCGGCUCAAAACUUAGCAAGUCUGAAACAGUAACACGAAAGAAAUGGAAAAACCUGGGUCAUCAAUUUGCACUUAAUGGAGCCAUGUUUCGCGGAGAGCCUCCACUUAUUACACAGAAAGAAUCCAUUGAUUACAGUUUGCAUGCAGCAUUUGAGUACACCGUGGACUUGACCACGUUGGAAGUUGAAGGUCUCCCAAAACCGAAACCCUACACUGUCGAAAUUGAUGAUAUCAAUGGCUCGCAAGUGCUAAAGGUGCAUGUUCGUGGACCAGCCGCAAGAGUAACAAAAUCUGAUGGUGUGCUAUCAAGAUUUGCAUAUAAAAAGAAGAAUAGCGUGAAUUUAAGGGUGAGCGUUCUUGUACUAAUUUUUUCUUUCUUUAAUGUUUUAUUUCCAUCAAGGCUUGAAACUAGCUUUUAAAUGAAGUAGUAUCAUAAUUGAUACACCUGAAGUUUUUGUAUGAAUGAAUAAAGAUUGGUACUCGAAUCUAGCUACAAAGUCAUACUACAAUCAUAGGCUUUCCGCGGUGAGUCACUGUUGCCGAAGAAAUAAUACAAGAUAUCCACUGAACUAACGUUUUUCAAGCUGACCAACAGAGGGGUGCCGAAUUACAGAGAACAUAAAGAUUCUUUGAAGAACAACCAUAUGAAAUAAUAUCGCGAGUAGUAAGAGGCGAGCAGGUCCAGUAUGAUUUGACGUGUGAGACAUGGGCAAAUCACAAGAAAUAGUAAUAAGAAAUUUUUUAGUAAUUUUAUCAUCGAGUUUGUUUUUGUUUAUCAAUCAUUGAUCGCUUCAGAUACGGUCAAUCAUUUUCCGUCGGAGAAUGUAGCCAAAGGUAAGCAUGAAGGCGAAUAAUUUGCACCAAGUUACACAAUAAGUCGUAUUACUUAUGAGCGAACUCUAGUAUGUAGGUGGAUAUUUUCAACUUUGAAAGUUGUUUGUUGGACGAGAGAAAGGAAGAAUGGUUUGAGUAAAGAAAUAGCAGUCUCGGAAAGGAUUGUUUUCGUCAACCUAUAAGAACUAACGACCUUUUCCUUAAUUGAAAUCUGGUUAUCACCGAACCUUAAGUCACAGUCACGGACUAAAAAACUUUCCAUAAGCUACCCCUUCCUAAAAUAUUUCAUUGCACAUAAUGAAUAUGCAUGUGUUUUUGGUUUACUCUGUUAGGUUCGUAUUCAGCAACGUGGUGGGACUUGCUCUUGCUUUUCACAUUUAUUAGACGAGUCUGCUGAGUAUUCCUUCUCAGACGAAUAUCUGGCUGAGAGAUUCCCUUGCGAAAGGAACGUAGUGUCUCAACCGGAAACGCACGAGUUAACCAUCGCUGAAAACCUGAUUGUUCGAUUUACUACUGUGGUGCAUUCACCUAAGCCAGAUGAAUACUUUUUCUCAGUAAUGCCAAAUGGGGAUUUCAACCCAGUCCAAGAUGCUACUUCCAUUUUGAGCUCACCAGCACUGUUCCUUUCACCAUUUUCUUUGAAUCAAACGGUGGCUUCUAGUGAAAUGUCUUUGCAUCGGCUAGUGGAUUAUUGGGAGCGAGAAGCGUUUAUCUGCCGAGUGAUGCACUCGGCUGAGUUGCUGUUCUCCUCCGUAGAGGUCAUGAACCACGUCGGUGAUGUUGUUAGCACGGCGCACCUUCUACGCGGAAAUGUCCUUCCAGCAAAGAAGCAAGUCGGCGAACCCCAGUUUUGUUGCACUUUGGAUGAGGCGGGAGGGAAAGAGCCAUGUUGA